ACUAUCCGAACAAGAAAAGUUGUACUUCUGUAAAAGCUAAUUUUACAAUGUUUUGACCAUCCUUUUGCUAGUUUUUGCUAACACAACGAACUGAAAAUGUCUAGAGCACAAGCUGAAAGCGUCAUUAAGAAUAUUAUUCGGGAAAUUGCUCAAGAAUGCGCGAAUAAAGGCCAAGCUGUYUCAGAAACCCUUGUGGCAUUUAUGGUCAAAGCAGUAGUUCUUGAUCCUGACAAUGAAUUCAAUGUGGACAGAACAYUAACUAAAGAUGAYGUUCAAAAACUUAUCAAGCUUUGUGUGGGGAGAUUGCUCAACUCACAGUCACCUGCACUGGAUACUGUCAAAAUGCAAGUCUACUUUGACAUGAAUUACACUAGCAGAGCUGAUUUCCUGGAAGAGCAUAGGCGUGUCCUUGAACAAAGAUUGCAGCCUGUUGUAAGAGAGAUCACUGACAGCCGUGCACGGACUAGAGAUGAACUUGAAGGUCUGUACAGGAAGAUAGUGUCGUGUGUUUUGUUAAGAUCAGGACUAGGAUCACCUACAGACAUUGCAAUAGUCAGGGAAGCAACAGCYGCACUGCAGAGYGUGUUUCCUCAGACAGAACUGGGGACAUUCAUGUCAUUGACAAAGAGAGACAAAGAACGCCAACUGAAUGAAUUGACGCUUAUAGUGACUGGAAUACGGCUGUUUAACAGGGAAUGUGGUAAAGGAGGAGAGGGCAUUGAUGACUUACCUGCAAUAUUGAAUGAAGCAGUACCAGCCACUACACAGAAUGUACAAACAGAGUUACUUGAUACCACAAAACUGGCUUUCUUGUACACAGCAUUGCUUGAAAGGUCCAAGAACAAAGACAUCGAAUUAGAAGAAAGGACUAGUGAACUUUUAUCAGAAAGUUUGAUUAAUACCAGACAACACGAAGCGUUUCUUAAUAUUCUACUGAAUGAUGUAAUUGGUUGUGCACAGCAAGUAGAAGCGCUAGAGUCUCAGUUUUCAGCRAGRAUGGAAGGACUUAAAGCCACAGUUCAGUCCAAAACAGCCGUCCCUACUGCGCAGGUCUAUCCUCAGUUCAUCACCCUUGCUCACAUAUGGACAGGCUUCCAAGAUGAAAUGGUGUUACUCAGUGUUCUUAGUAAUAUACUGGCUAGCUUGGAACCUUUCACUAAGACACACAAGGAACUACUGAAUGAUGAAGUACUGUCACCUUACACAGAAAACCUAGAAAUAAAGACUGAUGACCAGCGUAUUGCUGAGACGUUAGCAGAGGAAAGCCGUGUCAAUCCCAAAGAAAUUGAUAACGAUAAAAUAGAAGUUCUGUACCACCAAACAACCAAGAACUUUGACCAACUACCCAUACAAUACAGGGGUUUUUGUGGAUGGUCAUUAGUGGCUUAUGAUCGUUUAUUAAUCCUAUCAAAUCCUGCUAUUGGAGUUCUUCGUUACCAAGACAACUAUUAUGCAUUCAGAGAUAAACAAGCUGCUUACGAGUUCUCGAACGCACCUGACAGUUACAUCAAAGGAGUCGCAGAAGCUGCCAAGAAAUCCCCUGAACUCAUUCAACUUCUUGAGCUUCACACUCAGUUUGCCUCUAUCACUCCAUAUACUCAGUUUCGAGAUCAAGGGCGAAUGAUAGAGGCGCCCAUCACCAAGUGUGACAGUGGUACACAGACAGACACCCACUUCAUGGAGACCAACAUCGUGAAAUCUUAUGAAUGGAAUGAAUGGGAACUGAGAAGAAAAGCAUUAAAACUGGCCAAUUUGCGUACCAAGAUAACACACUCUGUACAGACUAACCUGAGUAACUUUAGAAGAGACAAUGUCAGUCAAGUGUACCUACCAAAGGAUGAAAUAACGCAAACAAAACGCGACAAUUCAUCAAACGUACCCAAACCGUCUCGUUUUAUCGCUGGUUUACGCGGCUGUAAUUCUACAAAGACAACGAUGAACUUGGUUGACUUGACAUUAGAUGUCGACCAGACAUGAUUGGUGCAUAUGCUGUAAUUAUUGUAAAGAUACUUUGUAUUUAAUGUUUUAAUAAAGAUUUGUACAU
Molecule: messenger RNA, 2044 nt
Organism: Exaiptasia diaphana
Lineage: Eukaryota; Metazoa; Cnidaria; Anthozoa; Actiniaria; Aiptasiidae
Product: cilia- and flagella-associated protein 206
Exons: 17
Coding region: 97-1977 (626 amino acids)
Biological process (GO): regulation of cilium beat frequency
Cellular component (GO): ciliary basal body; axoneme
Source: RefSeq, a predicted model, not a curated record